Cornus florida is the source of this 876-nucleotide messenger RNA. Its product is annotated as AT-hook motif nuclear-localized protein 19-like. Gene Ontology annotation, cellular component: nucleus. The record is from RefSeq and is a predicted model, not a curated record. Gene Ontology annotation, molecular function: minor groove of adenine-thymine-rich DNA binding; DNA-binding transcription factor activity. The coding region runs from base 1 to 876 and encodes 291 amino acids. Lineage: Eukaryota; Viridiplantae; Streptophyta; Magnoliopsida; Cornales; Cornaceae. The transcript has a single exon.
AUGUCGAACCGUUGGUGGACCGGACAACAAGUCGGUCUGCAAGGACUGGAAUCAUCCUCAACCGGUUCAUCCAAGCUGAAAAGGCCAGAUCUAGGUAUAACCAUCAACGAGAACGGCGGAAAUGGCAGCAGUGGCGGCGGAGACGAAGAAGAAGAGAGGGAGAACAGCGACGAGCCGAGGGAGGGUGCAAUCGAGGUGGCCACAACUCGUAGACCUAGAGGCCGGCCGGCCGGUUCGAAGAACAAGCCGAAACCGCCCAUUUUCGUGACCCGGGACAGCCCUAACGCGCUGCGCAGCCACGUGCUGGAGGUGGCAGCCGGCUCCGACGUGGCGGAGAGCAUAGCCCAAUUCGCUAGGAGGCGGCAGAGAGGGGUUUGUGUGUUGAGUGCAAGUGGGACAGUGACAAACCUCACGCUUAGGCAACCCUCAGGGCCUAAUGCAGUCAUGGCACUGCAGGGCCGGUUCGAGAUUCUGUCUCUGACCGGCGCGUUCCUCCCCGGACCAUCUCCACCAGGCUCCACCGGCUUGACGGUGUACCUCUCGGGUGGGCAGGGUCAGGUGGUGGGAGGGAGUGUGGUGGGGUCAAUGGUGGCUGCAGGACCUGUCAUGGUGAUUGCAGCUACGUUUUCGAAUGCUACUUAUGAGAGGCUGCCUCUGGAGGAUGAAGAAGAAGCGGGGCGGUUAGCUGGCGGUGGAGGUGGAGGUGGAGGUGGUGGUGGAUCGCCACCGGCAAUUGGUGGUAGUGGAGGGCAGCAGCAGCAAAGUGGCUUGGUUGAUCCAUCUUCUCUUUAUAAUUUGCCACCGAAUUUGCUUUCAAGUGGUGGACAGUUGAACCCUGAGGCAUUUUCUUGGGCUCAUGGUCGCCCUCCUUACUAG